Messenger RNA from Esox lucius (northern pike), 10646 nucleotides. Its product is annotated as fibronectin. The record is from RefSeq and is a predicted model, not a curated record. The transcript is spliced from 46 exons. Lineage: Eukaryota; Metazoa; Chordata; Actinopteri; Esociformes; Esocidae. The coding region runs from base 182 to 9337 and encodes 3051 amino acids. Gene Ontology annotation, molecular function: proteoglycan binding; integrin binding. Gene Ontology annotation, biological process: cell-substrate junction assembly; nervous system development; heart development. Gene Ontology annotation, cellular component: extracellular region.
UGAGCGCUGCAGCUGGUUGUCAGACGGGGGCCGGAGAUUUUUGGAGGAGGCUCAAAGGGAGAACAUUACGGAGCGACAGGACGGAACCAGCCUCUGACUUCACAAAACUUUUGGAUUCUCAGAUUUUCAAAAAUCAACCAACUAAAGAUAUUACACAUUUCCCCUGAACGUUUUUUGUCCUAUGAUGAAAAUGUCCAGUAGCCCUAUUGCUAGGGUACUGGUGGUGCUUUGCAUCGGGACCGCUGUGAACUGUAUGCCGAAAGGAAAUGGCAAAAGCAGGAGGCAGGCUCAUGCGCAGGGAGAAGGCAGAAUACCUUCAGUCUCAUCGGUCUCUCAAGACGGCUGCAUUGAGAAUGGCCAGAUGUACAACAGGAACGACCAAUGGGAGCGUCCCUAUCUGGGCACUAUGUUAAUUUGCACUUGUCACGGAGUUGCAGGAAUAAAGUGUAAAACGAAACCCGAAGCUGAGGAGACGUGCUACGAUAAGAUCAACGCCCGAUCCUAUCUAGUAGGGGAGACCUACGAACGACCCAAAGAGGGCAUGAUUUGGGACUGCACAUGCAUUGGCUCUGGACGGGGCAAAAUCAGCUGCACUAUCGCCAAUCGUUGCCAUGAGGGGGGCCAGUCCUAUAAGAUCGGGGACACGUGGAGGAGACCUCAUGACACGGGCAGCUACAUGUUGGAGUGUGUCUGCCUGGGCAACAACAAGGGAGAAUGGACCUGCAAACCCGUCGCGGAGCGUUGCUAUGACAACACGGCUGGAACUUCCUACGUGGUGGGAGAGACCUGGGAGAAGCCCUACCAGGGUUGGAUGAUCGUGGACUGCACCUGUCUGGGGGAGGGAAGCGGACGAAUCACAUGCACCUCUAGAAAUCGCUGUAACGACCAGGAUACGCUGACAUCCUAUCGCAUCGGAGACAGCUGGAAGAAGGCCGACGCCCACGGUCACAUGCUGCAGUGUCUGUGCACUGGGAAUGGACGAGGGGAGUGGAAGUGUGAGAGACACGCCUCCCUCCACACCACCGGCCUUGGCACAGGGUCCCGUGUGAUCACCAACAUCCAGCCGGCUGUGUUCCAGCCCCAGCCCGGCCUGGAGCCUCCGCCCGGUCUGGCCCUGGAGGGCGCCUGUCGGACGGAUGCUGGAGUGGCCUACGCCCUGGGGAUGCGCUGGAUCAAGACCCAAGGGAGCAAGCAGAUGCUCUGUACUUGUCUGGGAAACGGAGUCAGCUGUGAAGAGUGGGAGGGUCCAGCCCCAGUGUAUGGAGGGAACUCCAAUGGUCAGCCGUGCGUGUUUCCCUUCACCUACAUGGGGAAGACAUACCACUCCUGUAUAUCGGAGGGGCGCAGCGACGGCCAGCUGUGGUGCUGCAUCUCCUCAGACUGCGAGACCGAACAGAAGUACUCUUUCUGCACUGAGAAGAAUGUGAUGGUGCCGACCAGGGGAGGCAAUUCCAACGGCGCCGUGUGUCAGUUUCCCUUCAUUUACAACGGGAGGAACUACACCGACUGCACCGCCGACGGGCGGAGGGAUGGAAUGAAGUGGUGCGGCACCACCACCAACUAUGACGGAGAACAGAGGUUCGGCUUCUGCCCCAUGGCUGCCCAUGAGGAGGUGUGUACGACCAGCGAGGGGGUCAUGUACCGCGUGGGGGACCAGUGGGACAAGCGACACGACGUCCUGGGUCACAUGAUGCGCUGCACCUGCGUGGGGAACGGCCGCGGGGAGUGGAGCUGCGUCGCCUACUCUCAGCUGAAAGAUCAGUGCAUUGUGGACGGCCUGACCUAUGAGGUGAACCAGACCUUCACCAAGCUCCACGAGGAGGGCUACAUGAUGAAUUGCACCUGCUUCGGGCAGGGGCGUGGCCGCUGGAAGUGUGAUGCCAUUGACCAGUGUCAGGAGCCGGAGACCAGAGUGUUCUAUCAGAUUGGCCAAUCGUGGGACAAGCUGAUUCACGGCAUUAUGUACAAGUGCUAUUGCUAUGGCAACGGCAUUGGAGAGCUCAGCUGCGAGCCCCAGCAGUCUUUCAGUGGUGGUCACCGCCCAGUCCAGGUCAUCCUCACAGAGUCUGGAAACCUGCCCAACUCUCAUCCCAUCCAGUGGAACGCCCCGCCCUCCGCUCACAUCACCCAGUACAUCCUUAAAUGGAGAGUGAAAAACAGCCGUUCACCCUGGAGGGAGGUGAAUAUCCCAGGGCACGUCAACUCCUACACCAUCGCAGGCCUCAAGCCGGGCCUCACCUACGAAGGUCAGCUGAUCAGCGUUCUACGUUUCGGACGGCGGGAGGUUACACGCUUUGACUUCACCACCACAUUUGGCUCCUUGGCCACCUCAGAAGGCGAGUCCACCCAGCUCCCCCCAGUGGUGGACACCAGUGAGUCCGUGACAGAGAUCACUUCCAGCAGCUUCGUCAUCUCCUGGAUGUCUGCCUCCGACACCGUGUCGGGCUUCAGGAUCGAGUAUGAGCUCAGCGAAGAGGGCCGAGAGAGGGGACAGCCCAUGAUCCUGGACCUCCCACGCACCGCCACCUCGGUCAACAUCAACGAGCUCCUGCCAGGCAGGAAGUACACGGUCAAUGUGUAUGAGGUCGUCCCAACCGGAGAGCCCAACCUCAUUCUCACUACGUCUCAGACCACUGCCCCAGACGCUCCUUCUGACCCCGAGGUGGACGAGGCGGGUGAGACCUCCAUUACAGUCAGCUGGGACAAACCCCUGGCUCCCAUCACAGGGUACCGGGUGGUCUACACGCCCUCCGUAGAGGGCAGCAGCAAUGGGGACGCCACAGAACUGACCCUGCCAGACACCGCGACCUCUGUGACCCUGGGUGACCUUCGGCCUGGCCAGUUGUACAACAUCAGUAUCUACGCUGUGGAGGACAGCCUGGAAAGUGUACCAGUCUUUGUACAGGUCAACACAACUGGAGAUCCCCUGCCAGAGGAGGUUCCGUCCCCUACGGACCUGCAGUUCUUCGAGGUGUCCGACGUGAAGAUGGUGAUCACCUGGACCGGGCCCAAUACAGACGUGUCGGGGUACCGUGUGACCGUGGCUCGGAUAGGCCCCAACGGCACCCCUCAGGGAGAGCUCCACCUCCCUGUCACACGCAACCCAUACGCAGAGGUCACCCCGCUGAGCCCCGGGACACCCUACCGCCUCAGCGUCUACACCCUGAAGGGUGGGGAGAUGAGCACGCCGCUGGUCGGAGAACGGGCUACCAAGCCCGAUUCCCCCGCCAAUUUGCACUUCAUCAACGUGACCGAGAACAGCGCCGUGAUCCUGUGGUCGGCUCCCCAGGCCCGUAUAACCGGCUACCGGCUGUUUCUGACCAUGGAAGGGUCCAGCCCGAAGCAGCUGCGCCUCCCCGUCCGCCUGUCUCAGUACACCCUGCUGAACCUCCGGCCGAACACGGAGUACAUCGCCACACUGCAUGCCGAGCAGGACAACACGCUCAGUGAAGGGGCCUCCGGAACCUUCUACACCAGCCAGCCAAUGGGCAGCACCCCUUAUUUCAGCACAGAUGUCACAGACACCUCCAUCAUUAUCUCCUGGAACCCAGUGCCCCGAGUGGAGUACAAGCUGACAGUGAAACCCAGCCAGGGUGGCGAGGCCCCCAGAGAUGUGACCUCUAACUCAGGCAGCAUCUACAUCUCUGGCCUGACCCCCGGGGUUGAGUACACGUACAGCGUCCAGCCAAUCGUCAACGGACGUGAGCAGGGCAACCCGGUCACACGACGUGUAGUCACGCCUCUGUCACCUCCCACGGACCUGCGCCUCGAGUCUCACCCCGAGACCGGUGAAGUCACCGUCCAGUGGAGCGAAGCCUCUACCCCAGACAUCACUGGCUACAGAGUGACAAGCACCCCGACCAAUGGGCAGCGAGGAGACAGCCUGGAGGGCUUUGUGAAUGCGGGCGAGACCUCCAGCAAGCUGGAGAACCUCAGCCCAGGCGUGGAGUACAACAUCUCUGUCUUCACCGUGAAGGACGACGCGGAGAGUGUCCCCGUCUCGGCCACCAUCACACUGGACGUUCCCCAGCUGACAGAUCUCAACUUUGUGGACAUCACCGACACCACCAUCGGCCUGAAGUGGAAUCCCCUGAACUACACGGCGGUCACCGGCUACCGUAUCACCGUGGUGACGGCCGGGGAGAGCGUGCCGAUCUUCGAGGACAUGGUGGAGCCCGGCACCAGUUACUACACGGUGCACGGCCUGGAGCCCGGCAUCGACUACGACAUCUCCGUCAUCACCGUGACCGAGAGCGGCCAGAGCAAGCCCACCACGCUCACGCAGCAAACCGCCGUUCCUGCCCCCACAAACCUGGGUUUCCCCGAGGUGGGUCCCGACAGAAUGCGGGUGACCUGGUCCGCCCCCGUCGUCCCUAACCCCGCCCACAUCAACAGCUUUGUGAUUCGCUACCACCCCAUCGACGAGGAGGACGACAUCACAGAAAGCAGUGUAGCGGGGAAGGAAGACAGCGUGGUUCUUAAGAACCUGAUAUCCAACACUGAGUAUUUGGUCAGUGUUGUCUGUGUCUAUGAAGGGAGGGAGAGCUCGCCUCUGGUCAGCACCCAGAGAACAACCCUGGACUCUCCCAGCGGCCUGCGUUUCUCCGAGGUCUUGACCAACUCCUUCACGGUGCACUGGCAGGCCCCCAACGCCAUCAUCACCGGCUACCGUAUCCGUUACCAGAUGACCACUGGGGGACGGGCCAAGGACGAGAGGUUGCCGCCGUCCAGGAACCACUUCACCCUGACUGGUUUGACCCCUGAAACGGAGUACAUCGUCCACAUCUUCGCCGUCAGUGGUCAGACGGACAGCGAGCCACUCACCGGCAAACAGAAAACCAUCUCUGAUGCCCCUACGGACCUGGAGGUCGUCUCAUCGUCUCCCACCAGCAUCACCGUCCGCUGGGACGCCCCCUCGGUAACUGUCCGCUACUACAGGAUCACCCAUGGAGAGUCUGGCCUAUCAGGUGGACACAGCAUCCCCAAGGAGUUCACGGUUCCCGGGUCCGAGUCCACGGCCACCAUCCAGAACCUGAGACCGGGUACGGACUACACCAUCACGGUGUAUGCUGUGACCGGCCGAGGAGACAGCCCAGCCUCCAGCACACCCAUCUACGUGACACACACAACAGAUGUUGAGUCUCCAACGGAGAUGAAGGUGACUGACGUGAAGGACAGCACCAUCACUGUGCGGUGGGCCCCGGCCCAGGGGCCCGUUCAGGGAUACAGGAUUACUGGGGUCCCAAGGAAUGGACAGGGGCCGUCCUUCUCCGAGACUGUUGCUCCAGAUCAGACGGAGAUGACAUUCUCGGGCCUGCAGCCCACAGUGGAGUACGUCUUGAGUGUGUACGCUCUGGGGCAGGACGGAGAGAGUCCUCCCCUGGUUGAGACCGCUGUGACGGCGGUGGGCCGACCCACAGACCUGACUUUCUCCGACGUCGACUCAACCUCCAUGACGAUAUCCUGGGACUCGCCCGAAGGCCAGGUGACGUCGUACCGCGUCCUGUACGCCAGCCCCUUGGAGGGCGAGAGGGAGUUGCUCCCGGCGCCCCGCGGAGAUGCCGAGUCAGCCACGAUCCACGGCCUCCGACCCGGAAGUGAAUACACAGUGAAGGUCAUCGCCAUCCACGACCGCACACCAAGUCCUCCCCUGGUGGGCGUUCAGGCCACAGCGAUCCCUGCCCCGACCAACCUGGAGUUCUCCCAGAUCACCUCGUCUUCCUUCACAAUCACCUGGCGGCCUGAACCCAACGCCCAUCUGACCGGGUACCGGGUGGUCGUCAACCCAAAGAACAAGAGCGGCCCCACCAAGGAGAUGAACGUAGCCCCAGACACCACACACGUCCACGUGCCGGGACUCAUGGUCGCCACGGUGUACGAGGUCCACGUUUAUGCCUUGAAGAACACACUCACCAGCCGCCCAGGUCUAGGAGAGAUCACCACGCUGGACAAUAUCAGUCCGCCCCGACGUGUUCGCAUCGCCGACGUUAAGGACUCCUCCAUCGCGCUGACCUGGCGCUCCAAGGCCGAGCCAUUCACUGGCUUCCUGGUUGAGGCCCUGCCCACCACCGGAGGCGACAACCCAAUCCAGAGGACUAUCCCCUCUGAUUCCCGCUCCUACACCAUCCAAGGGCUGCAGCCUGGCACCACCUACAAGAUCAACAUCUAUACCCUGAAUGGGAACGGCCGCAGUGCCCCGUUCACCCUCACUGCCACCACAGCUAAGCCUGUGGUGUCUCCGCCCACCAACAUCCGUUUCACCUCCCUGACCCCCAACAGCAUCUCCUUCACCUGGGAGCCGUCCCGUAGUCCCGGGGUCACAGGUUACUACGUCACCCAUGAAGAAGCAGGGGGCAUCCCUCGAGAACUCACCCCACGACCCGCUGCCACACGCAGCUACGCAAUGAUCACAGGUCUGAAACCAGGAACUGAGUACAUCAUCAAGAUUGUUACACUGCAGAAUGCUCUGAGAAGCACUCCUCUAGUGGGCAAGGCUAGAACUCAACUGGCGUCCCAGCUAGUGCCUCAGCUCCCUGUGUCCCACCGGCCCAGACCGGACAUCCUGGAUGUGCCAGAGGACGAGGUUAACUUCCCCAUCGACCCUGAAUUCAGCCCUGUCGACCCCAGCUAUAACAACAACCCUAUUGGAAAUCCUAACCACUUCAACCCCAACGUGAACCCCAAUUUCCCACUUAACCCCAAUGAGAACCCAAACUUCAGUAUCAACCCCAACGGGAAACCCAACUUCAAUACCAACCCUAAUAACAAUCCCAGCUUCCCGCGUAACCCCAGUGAGAACCCCAACUUCAGUAUCAACCCCAACACAAACCUUCCCCUGAAUCCCAUUGGUAAUCCCAAUACCAGCCCCAACGUGAACCCUAACUUCCCACAUAACCCUAAUGAGAACCCCAACUUCAAUACCAACCCCAACAUGAAACCCAACUUCAAUACCAACCCCAACGGGAAUCCUAAUUUCCCGCAUAACCCCAAUGACAACCCAAAUUUUAAUAUAAACCCCAACACAAACCUCCCCAUCAAUCCCAUUGGUAAGCCCAAUUCCAACCCUAGCGUGAACCCCAUCUUCCCCCAUAACCCCAAUGAGAAUCCAAACUUCAAUACCAACCCCAAUACAAACCCCAAUCUGAACCCCAACUUCAAUACCAACCCCAAUGUGAACCCCAACUUCAAUACUAACCCCAAUACCAACCCCAACGUGAACCCCAAUUUCCCCCAUAACCCCAAUGUGAACCCCAACUUCAAUUCUAACCCCAAUACCAACCCCAACGUGAACCCCAAUUUCCCCCAUAACCCCAAUGAGAAUCCAAACUUCAAUACCAACCCCAACGUGAACCCCAAUUUCCCCCAUAACCCCAAUGUGAACCCCAACUUCAAUUCUAACCCCAAUACCAACCCCAACGUGAACCCCAAUUUCCCCCAUAACCCCAAUGAGAAUCCAAACUUCAAUACCAACCCCAAUGUGCACCCUAACUUCAAUACCAACCCCAAUACAAACCCCAACAUGAACCCCAACUUCAAUACUAACCCCAAUACCAACCCCAACAUGAACCCCAACUUCCCCCAUAACCCCAAUGAGAACCCCAACUUUAAUAUAAACCCCAACACAAACUUCCCCCUGAAUCCCAUUGGUAACCCCAAUACCAACCCCAACUUCAAUAUUAACCCCAAUACCAACCCAAACUUCCCCCAUAACCCCAAUGAGAACCCCAACUUCAAUACUAAUCCCAACACGAACCCUAACUUCAAUAUAAACCCCAAUACCAACCCUAACUUGAAACCCAACUUCCCCCAUAACCCCAAUGAGAACCCCAACUUCAAUAUAAACCCCAAUACCAACCCCAACCUGAACCCAAACUUCCCCCUUAACCCCAAUGAAAACCCCAACUUCAAUACCAACCCCAACAUGAACCUCAACUUCAAUAGUAACCCCAAUACCAACCCCAAUGUGAACCCCAACUUCAAUACCAACCCCAACUUGCCCCAUAACCCCAAUACAAACCCUAAUCCCAACUCUCCACUCAAUCCAAACGGGAACCCCAAUUUCCAUGGUACUGGCAACCCAAACCCUAAUUAUAACAACAAUCCUAACCCAAACCCCGACCAGUUCAACCCCAACGGAAACCCAAAUACCAACUUACCCGGCAACCCUAACAACCCUAACUUCAAUGUAAACCCCAACGCCAACCCCAGUGGGAUCCCCAGCUUCAACAACAAUUUCCAGGUAGUGGGGACCACCGGCCAGGACAGCCUGGGCCAGCAGGGCCAGCACAUCUAUACGGAGUACCAGAACCUGGGGCCCAACCAGGGCCCAUCUCCCCACCACCGCCAGCCCCUGGUCUACAUCCCUGUCCCGGGCCCCGAUGGCGAGAGGGUGCCCUUGGUCCGGGUGAUUGAGGGUCCAUUACCAGGUCUGCCAUUUGGGUUCCCGGAGAACGAUACAGAUUUAGGGUUUGGGCUGCCACAAGAGGCGCAGACACACACCACCAUCUCCUGGCCCGGGGUUCCUCAGACCUCGGAGUAUGUGGUGACCUGCAAUCCCAUCAGCAACCUCAACGAGCAGACGUUCCAGAUGCGUUUACCAGGUACCUCCACCAGCGCCACACUGAUCGGCCUGACAUUUGGAGCCUCCUACAACGUUAUCGUGGAGGCCAUGAGAGGACAGAGCAGGGAGAAGGUUCUGGAGGAGGUUGUUACGGCCGACAACUCUGUUCCAGGAGACAGCCUGCCAGUGAACAGGGAUGUGUGCUACGACACAUUCACGGCCACCUACCAUGAAGCAGGCGCAGAGUGGGAGCGCAUGUCAGAAACCGGCUUUAAGCUGUGGUGCAGGUGUCUGGGGCUGGGCAGUGGCCAUUUCAGAUGUGAUUCGUCCAAGUGGUGCCAUGACAGCGGCAACAACUAUCGUAUUGGUGAGAAGUGGGACCGGCAUGCUGAGAAUGGUCACAUGAUGAGCUGCACCUGUCUUGGCAAUGGGAAGGGAGAGUUCAAGUGUGAACCACAUGAGUCAACGUGCUACGAUGAUGGAAAGAUGUACCAGGUGGGCAACCAGUGGCAGAAGGAGUACCUGGGAGCCAUCUGUACCUGCACCUGCUAUGGAGGACAGCAGGGCUGGCGUUGUGAAAACUGCAGGAGGCCAGGAGGUCAGACCGAGGUGGAAGUGGAUGUCCUGCACCCCCAGAUACCCCAAGACGCGUUCGACCGCUACAGAGAGAACGCCUUGAAAAAACUGAACAUCCAGUGUCCCAUCGAGUGUCUGAGACCAGAUCUCCUGGCGUCGGCACAGCUGCUCCUGGCGGAUACACAGCAGCCCUCAGAGUAAAGCCGGAACGGGGAGAAAGGAAAUGAAAGGGGGAAUACCCUCCUCCUAAGACUAUGUGUGUGUGCCUUCCACAGAGUUAUAAAACAUAGAUGGUUCAUCUGGCGCCAGACCGCAACGCCAUCAUCACUCAACUUGAUGGGACUGUCUGUGUGCUGUAUUUCAAUGCUAUCACAGAACAGCUGAAUGGUACAGAUAGAUGAUGUGCGCCUUCUAGGUUUUCUAACUCUAUAGUGCCUUACUGUUCCUUCAGUAAUUAAUCUGUGGUCUGGUCUGACCGAUGACUACCAUCCUGCUGCUUGUCCACAUCGCCACGCCUUUUCACAGCAUCACACCAAAAGAGCCCCCAAGGCAAAGGAAUGGUCUUUAGAAGUUUUGUGUUUUCUCUCUUGUGAGAAAAAGGAAAAUCACCAGAAGGAUUGUAAAGCUGUCCAGUAUUCUUCCCGCGCUGCCUCAAGCAGAGCUCUCCAUCUCUGUGAGACCUUGACCCAGAGAGACAUUAAGACGUUUACAAUGGAAUGUCUGACUGCGUUCAUCACACGCCUGGAGAAUAUUUUCAUCUUUCAACCCAUUUUGCUCAACUGGUCCUACAGAGAACAAAGAGCUGCAUCUGAGAAUCAUUUUCCCUACAUAGUACACUACUUUCUGUCAGCUCCACUUGGAAUUAGUGUACGAUAUAGAGAACGGGAGGAUAUUGGACACAGCCUUGCUCUCACAUAGAAUUAUACUGUUGUCUUGUUCUCUUUCUCUAACACUACACGUAAGUAAUGAAAGUCGGCCGGAAUCAGAUUUUAGAUUAUUUGGUUUAACAUGUUCAACUGAAGUUCACGUUAACAUACUAUCGUCCCAUGUUAAGUAAAUUCAUCUCAUGUCUGAGUCGGGCCUAUUGUGACUAGCUAGUGUGUUUAUUCCUCUGACAACAUUCCCUUUUUUUUUUUAAACCAAGCACUGUCACUGUCUGUAAUUCAAGCAUUGUACCACAGAGCCACAGUUAGCUGGUGUCAAGUCCUUGUCCAGGAGUAGUAUCUUGUUUCAUCUGCUGUCGCCAUUUUGUGUACGGUUGUAUGGAAAGUCAUCAGCUGAGAUGCGUUCUUUGAAACUGAUCUCAGCUGGUGUGCAUUUUUGUAUUUUUCAAGCUUAAAAAAACCCAAACAAAACUUUUUAUUUAUCCCUUUUUAUACAAGCAUUUUGUUUUAAUGCUAUUUGGGGUGUACACUAUUUUUUUCUUUUUUUUAUAUUGUAGGUGCCAAGGUCUGAACUACUGUGGACUAAAUUCCUUUUUAAUAAACUUUUACAAAAAAAUUGGAUACAA